AUGACCACCGCAGGCACGUCGUCCAGCGCCUCGCUCCCGCUGCUCCAGCGUCCCAUCAUCGACCCGUCUUGGACGCGCGUCCCCAACGACCAGUUCCAUCCAAACAAGCCUUGCACCCCGGCCCAAGCUCCACACGACGCCACCGCCGCCGCCGACGACGACGACCAGGACAGCGAUGCGUCCUCGCAGUGGUCAUUUACAGAAGAGACGGAGCUCGUCACCCUCGAUCUUGGAACCGAAAGGACCGCCAAAAAGGCCCUCCUCGGUUUCGCCAGUGGGGCCGCGACCGCCGAUGCAAAGAGCCCUGGCACCGGCGGCGGCGGCCCUGCUGCGCGUCCCUCGAAACAAGCCUCAGCCCCAAUGAGCACCUCAGGAGCUGCGGCCGCAGCGAAGCAGGGGUCGGCACCACAAGGCUCGGCAUCGGCCCCGCCGACCAAGGCGCCGCCCGCACCACCGACGACCGCACGUCAGAAGGGCGUGCUGGGCGCAGGCAGGAUGUUUUCCAUCACCGGCCUCGACACGGCGUCGCCCUUGCUCAAAGUCGGCAACACCAUCCUGCGCGGCCAGCGCGCCCACCUGAUCGGAACAGAGAUUGUGCUCAGGGACGAGUACGACGCCAGCAGGCCCGACGGCCAGCGGCAUGCCCUGCGACCCCUCCGCCCGACCGAAAUCAGCUCCGCCUCGUCCUCGUCCUCGUCCCCGGUCCUCGGCAUGCACACCGACCCGUCGGCCUCUGACCUUCAGUCGCAUCAGCGCCGGGGCCGACACCCAACGACCAGGUCGUCGACGAGCUCGGCACGCCUCCACUUUGCGCCCAUCUACGACCCGACCGACAACGAGCGGCUGCCGCUCGACGUGCGCCGAGGCGGACUGCCAGGCGAUCUCGCCUCCCUGGCCAGACCCACGGCCACAGCGCGAGCCGCGGCAGAAGGGAGCAGGACGGCGACGCGGGACAAGGGCAAGAGCAAGGGACGGCGCAAGGACCAGGGCAAGGGCAAGGAGAGGGCCACCGCAUCGCAGGCCGGCAGCUCGGGCGAUGAAGACGUCCCUCUGGCACAGCACGCUCAAGCCAGGACAGAGGUGACAGUGCCAGCCUCCAGGCGACGCCGAGGACCGCGCCCCGCUGCAGAACUGCCCGAGGGGGAGCUGCUGCUGCGACGGGCGGAGAAGUCCAUCCGAAAGGAGGUCAGAAGGCGACAGAAGACGGCCAAUCAGGCGCAGGAGAGGGAGCAGGGGCAGCAGAACGACGGCCAGGAUCAAGACCAGCAGCAGGAUCAGGAGGUGCAGCAGACAGGGCCUUCAAGAGCGGAGGCUGGACAGUGGCCGGCAGGCGACGGUGCGACCGAAGCGGAGCGCGACGAGGCAGAUGCCAUGGACGAGGAAUGA
Messenger RNA from Pseudozyma flocculosa PF-1, 1386 nucleotides. RefSeq lists its product as uncharacterized. The transcript has a single exon. Lineage: Eukaryota; Fungi; Basidiomycota; Ustilaginomycetes; Ustilaginales; Ustilaginaceae. The record is from RefSeq and is a predicted model, not a curated record. The coding region runs from base 1 to 1386 and encodes 461 amino acids.